AUGUGGCAGAUGAAGCCACUUAGUGGGGGAAGAGGUCCCAGAACCGACGUCCAGUCCCGUUGGUUCAAGGGUCCAGAUUUCUUGUAUCUACCAGAGUCAGAAUGGCCGAAGAGAACGUCUAUGAAACCGCUUGAGACCGACGAAGAGUUGCGGCCCUGCUUGGUACAUCAUCAGCGAAUUGUCGAAGACGUCAUCAGCUGGACGAACUUUUCCAAAUGGGAACGCUUGUUGAGAGCAAUCGAAUAUACUCAUCGUUACGUAGCAAACUGCCGCCGUCGAUCCAAGGAGCAACCGCCAAUCUCCGGUUGCUUAACGAAGGAAGAACUACAGCGAGCGGAGAACAGUCUCUGGUUCAUAACACAGGCAACAUCGUAUCCAGAAGAAGUAGCGGUGCUGAAGCUGGCACAGAAGAAUCCGAAGAAGCACAUCGAGAGAACAAACCCGAUUUACAAGCUGUCUCCUUUCUUGGACGAGCUGGGUGUAAUGCGGGUUGACAGUCGCAUCGGAGCAGUCCCGUACGUCACGCAUAAUUUCAAGUUCCCUGUUAUCCUGCCACGCAAGCAUCCGAUAACCACGCUACUUGUAGAUUGGUAUCAUCGCAAAUAUCUACACGCCAACCAGGAGACCGUUCACAACGAAGUUCGUCAGCGUUUUCAUGUUUCCAGCCUGCGUGUGGUAGUUCGUCGAGUAGCGAAAGAAUGCCAAGCGUGCAAAAUCAGCAAGGCGGUGCCAACUACCCCAGAGAUGGCCCCGCUACCAGCUGCUCGGUUAGCAGCCACAGUGCAUCCGUUCUCCUAUGUUGGGUUGGAUUAUUUCGGUCCCAUGAAGGUCAGAGUUGGCCGUAGCUGCGUCAAACGGUGGAUCGCUUUGUUCACGAGCAUGACGGGAGCAAGCCGUGAAUUACGAGAGGAGAUUGUAGCCAUAGGGAAACAAAUCCAAGAAACGUUUACGAACUCGAUCACCAAGUGGAUGUUCAAUCCGCCAUCUGCUCCGCACUUCGGUGGUGCGUGGGUUCACCUCGUAAGAUCGCUGUGCAAUGACUGGCAUCCAGACGACGAAACAUUGCUAACUGUCGUAGCAGAAGCGGAAGCAAUUGUGAACUCUAGAUCUCUCACAUUUAUCCCUCUGGAGAACUGUAAUCAAGAAGCGCUAACACCAAACCACUUCAUCAGUAAGAGUUCGGAGCAGUCCAACCUCCAAGAGCACUAA
Molecule: messenger RNA, 1209 nt
Organism: Ochlerotatus camptorhynchus
Lineage: Eukaryota; Metazoa; Arthropoda; Insecta; Diptera; Culicidae
Exons: 2
Coding region: 1-1209 (402 amino acids)
Source: RefSeq, a predicted model, not a curated record